AUGGCCACACUUCUACACAAUGGCCCCGAAUCAACCAUAGUUCCUCCAGCCUCCUCUCAUCAGAUUGUCGAAGACGAUAUAGCAAUCGCUGGCACUGAUCAAGACUCCUCAGCUUUAUCUUCCUCAGUCCCUUCUUCUUCAUCUUCAUCGUCUGCCUCUUCACCCCCAGCUUCACCUAUAUCGGCCAAUGGUGAAUCUACACUUACCACUCCCUUACAGUCUUUACCUACUACAGAUAGUUCUACAGCUCUGCCACUCCCCAAAAAGCCCACCGAGGAUGUUUUUGCGGAGCCUUUUGCUCCAAACUUAAUAUCAAAAAGAUCUACUGUCAUAGUUGAUUCCCAAACCCUUAAUGAUAAUAAUAAUCAUAAUACUAAUUCUAAUAAUAUUAAUACCCCGGUUCAAAAACCGACUACUCCACAAGCACCAUCUCUUAGAAAUAUUCGUGGACCCGCGUCUCGAGGCGGUAUCAGCGAGUACAUUCAUAAACGCCAGUUGAAGGCCUCUCUGUUUCUUAUUGCCUUCGUUAUUAUUUCUCAUUUGUUUGUGCCACCACUUAGAUCAUUCACAUCCAAAUGUCUUUUAAUCUCAUAUGUCACUACUUCUUCUGAUGGCUCGGUCUAUACCAGCAUUGGCCCCGACGAUGUAUAUUUUGUCACUUUCUGGAUCGUGGUUUUAACUUUCCUACGUGCUCUUUUUGUCGAUAACUGGCUGAUACUCAUGGCUCGACAAGUUUUUGGUAUCAAGUCUUUCAAGAUUACAGCCCGCUUUGCUGAACAGUCUUAUGCUCUAAUUACUUAUGGCUCCUUUUUUGCGUGGGGGGCAGUCCUUCUUUCCCACUCUCCAUAUCUCACUUCGGUUCAGGAACUAUGGCGCGGAUGGCCACACAACAAAAUCUCGAUCCAAAUGAAGGCCUUUUAUCUAGUUCAGUUGGCUUCAUGGCUUCAACAAAUUUACGUUAUUAAUAUCGAGGAGCGCCGCAAGGAUCAUUACCAAAUGUUUACUCACCAUAUUGUCACCUGUGCCCUCAUUAUCGGCUCUUAUUACUACUAUUUCACACGCGUUGGUCACGUCAUUCUCGUUCUUAUGGAUGCAGUCGACAUUGCCCUCGCACUGGCCAAAGUGUUGCGAUAUACUGGGUUUCAACGCGCUUGUGACGCGACUUUUGUCGUUUUUCUUUUUUCGUGGAUUGUUCUUCGUCAUGGUCUUUACAAUUAUAUUUUGUACUCAGCAUAUACUGAUGUUCCCAGACUUUUGCCCCCCAAGUGCUACUACGAUGAAGCUACGGGUGAGCUUAUUCGCUGCUUCACAAAGUCUGCGUAUUACACGUUUGUGGGCCUACUUGCGAUACUCCAGGGUAUCACCAUCAUAUGGCUCUAUAUGAUUAUUCGUGUGUUGAUUCGCAUGUUACUUGGAGAUUCAGCUGUUGACUCUCGCAGUGAUGAAGAUACAGAUACAGAACAUGAGAAGGAAAAAAAGGAAAAGUAA
Molecule: messenger RNA, 1488 nt
Organism: Magnusiomyces paraingens
Lineage: Eukaryota; Fungi; Ascomycota; Dipodascomycetes; Dipodascales; Dipodascaceae
Exons: 2
Coding region: 1-1488 (495 amino acids)
Biological process (GO): ceramide biosynthetic process
Cellular component (GO): membrane
Molecular function (GO): sphingosine N-acyltransferase activity
Source: RefSeq, a predicted model, not a curated record